Messenger RNA from Microcebus murinus (gray mouse lemur), 5343 nucleotides. It is a transcript of the gene SCRIB, whose product is annotated as scribble planar cell polarity protein. Gene Ontology annotation, cellular component: basolateral plasma membrane; adherens junction; postsynaptic density. Gene Ontology annotation, molecular function: protein kinase binding. Lineage: Eukaryota; Metazoa; Chordata; Mammalia; Primates; Cheirogaleidae. The record is from RefSeq and is a predicted model, not a curated record. Gene Ontology annotation, biological process: receptor clustering; embryo development; neurotransmitter receptor transport, endosome to postsynaptic membrane.
CCUGGCGCUCAUGCGGGCCGAGCCCCGCCCCCCGGCCCCGAGCCCGCCGAGCGCCGCUGCUUGAGCCCGCUCCCGCCCGCCCGCACCAUGCUCAAGUGCAUCCCUCUGUGGCGUUGCAACCGGCACGUGGAGUCGGUGGACAAGCGGCACUGCUCGCUGCAGGCCGUGCCGGAGGAGAUCUACCGUUACAGCCGAAGCCUGGAGGAGCUGCUGCUCGACGCCAACCAGCUGCGCGAGUUGCCCAAGCCCUUCUUCCGGCUGCUGAACCUGCGGAAGCUGGGCCUGAGCGACAACGAGAUCCAGCGGUUGCCUCCUGAGGUGGCUAAUUUCAUGCAGCUGGUGGAGCUGGACGUGUCCCGGAAUGACAUCCCUGAGAUACCCGAGAGCAUCAAGUUCUGCAAGGCUCUGGAGAUCGCGGACUUCAGCGGCAAUCCCCUGUCCAGGCUCCCUGAUGGCUUCACUCAGCUACGCAGCUUGGCUCACCUGGCCCUGAAUGAUGUGUCCCUGCAGGCGCUGCCUGGGGAUGUGGGCAACCUUGCCAACCUGGUGACCCUGGAGCUCCGGGAGAACCUGCUCAAGUCCUUGCCUGCGUCCUUGUCGUUUCUGGUCAAGCUGGAACAGCUGGAUCUGGGAGGCAACGAUCUGGAAGUGCUGCCUGACACUCUGGGGGCUCUGCCCAACCUCCGGGAGCUGUGGCUGGACCGGAACCAGCUGUCAGCACUGCCUCCGGAGCUUGGGAACCUGCGGCGCCUGGUAUGCCUGGAUGUGUCUGAAAACCGGCUGGAAGAGUUGCCUGCAGAACUUGGCGGGCUGGUGCUUCUCACUGACCUACUGCUCUCCCAGAAUCUGCUGCAGCGGCUACCUGAUGGCAUUGGUCAGCUGAAACAGCUGUCUAUCCUGAAGGUGGACCAGAAUCGGCUGUGCGAGGUGCCUGAGGCCAUUGGGGACUGUGAGAACCUCUCUGAGCUGAUCCUCACAGAGAACCUGCUCACGGCCCUACCCCGCUCUCUGGGGAAGCUGACGAAGCUCACCAACCUCAAUGUGGACCGGAACCACCUGGAGGUGUUGCCACCCGAGAUUGGAGGCUGCGCGGCGCUCAGUGUGCUCUCUUUGAGGGACAACCGCCUGGCCAUCCUGCCACCCGAGCUGGCCCACACAGCUGAGCUGCACGUGUUAGAUGUGGCUGGGAACCGGCUGAGGAGUCUGCCGUUUGCACUCACCCACCUCAACCUCAAGGCGCUGUGGUUGGCGGAGAACCAGGCACAGCCCAUGCUCCGAUUCCAGACUGAGGACGACGCCCAGACGGGCGAGAAGGUGCUCACCUGCUACCUGCUGCCCCAGCAGCCCCUGCCCAGCCUCGAGGACCCUGGGCAGCAGGGGAGCCCCUCCGACAGCUGGAGCGACGCCCCUCUGAGCCGUGUCAGUGUCAUCCAGUUCCUUGAAGCCCCCACAGCCGAUGACGACGCUGAGGAGGCUGCUGCCGAGAAGCGGGGCCUGCAGCGCCGGGCCACGCCUCACCCCAGCGAGCUCAAAGUGAUGAAGAGGAGCGUUGAGGGCCGUCGGAGCGAGGCCUGCCCCGGCAAGCCAGAGCCCAGGCCGCCCUCGCCCCCAGAGGAGGGGAAGAGGCUGAGCACCGAGUCUGGCCUGAGUGGAGACUCUCAACCGUCUGCCAGCACAGCCUCCACAGGCGAGCCCAUGGGUCCAGCAACUGAGACACCAGAGCUGAGCCAGCAGGAGGCCACGCUGGCUGGACAGGAGGAAGGCACAGAGGAAGACUACGAGGAGCCCACAGUGCACUUCGCAGAGGACACACUCCUGCCUGGGGAAGACAGGGAGAACGAGGAGGGGCGACUCGAGGCCCCCUGGGCCCUGCCAGGUGGGAGGCAGCGGCUCAUCCGUAAGGACACACCCCACUACAAAAAGCACUUCAAGAUCUCCAAGCUUCCCCAGCCCGAGGCGGUUGUGGCCCUGCUGCAGGGGAAGCAGCCUGAUGGAGAGGGCCCUGCAGUACCUGGAGGCUGGCACAACGGCCCCCACACAUCCUGGGCUCCUCAGGCCCAGGAGGAAGAAGAGGAGGAGGAGGAAGAGGACAGGGCUGAGGAAGAAGAGGAGGAGGACCAGGUCGAAGAGGAGGGCGAGGCCACCACUGAGGAGGAGGACAAGGAAGAGGCCGUGGCCUCCGCACCCUCUGUCAAGGGGGUGUCGUUUGACCAGGCCAAUAACCUGCUGAUAGAGCCUGCUCGCAUUGAGGAGGAAGAGCUGAACCUCACCAUCGUGCGGCAGACCGGGGGCCUGGGCAUCAGCAUCGCAGGGGGCAGGGGCUCCACACCCUACAAGGGGGACGAUGAGGGCAUAUUCAUCUCUCGGGUGUCUGAGGAAGGCCCUGCAGCCCGCGCUGGAGUCCGAGUGGGUGACAAGCUCCUCGAGGUGAAUGGUGUGGCCUUGCAGGAUGCCGAGCACCACGAGGCUGUAGAGGCACUCCGGGGGGCUGGCGCUGCUGUACAGAUGCGCGUGUGGCGGGAGCGCAUGGUAGAGCCUGAGAAUGCAGUCACCAUCACGCCUCUGCGGCCUGAGGAUGACUACAGCCCCCGAGAGCGGCGAGGAGGGGGCCUACGCCUGCCCCUGCUCCACCCGGAGACCCCUGGGCCCCCCCGCCAGCGCCAUGUGGCCUGUCUCGUGCGUAGUGAGAAGGGGUUGGGCUUCAGCAUCGCCGGCGGGAAAGGCUCCACACCCUAUCGGGCUGGUGAUGCGGGCAUCUUCAUCUCCCGCAUCGCAGAGGGGGGCGCUGCACACCGGGCUGGCACGCUGCAGGUUGGCGACCGCGUCCUCUCGAUCAACGGAGUGGACGUGACCGAGGCCCGACAUGACCACGCUGUCUCUCUGCUGACUGCUGCCUCCCCCACCAUCGCCCUGCUGCUGGAGCGUGAGAACGGAGGACCCCUUCCCCCCAGCCCCACACCACAUUCCUCCCCGUCCCCUACUGCUGCUGUCACCACCACCCCUGGGGAGCCUGGGUUGCCACGGCUGGCCCCCAGCCUGCUGGCCACUGCACUGGAGGGGCCAUACCCAGUGGAGGAGGUCUGUCUGCCAAGAGCUGGGGGCCCACUGGGGCUUAGCAUUGUCGGGGGCUCUGACCACUCUAGCCACCCGUUUGGCAUCCAGGAGCCUGGUGUGUUCAUCUCCAAGGUGCUCCCGCGGGGUCUUGCUGCUCGCAGUGGCCUGCGGGUUGGGGACCGCAUCCUGGCAGUGAAUGGGCAGGACGUACGGGAGGCCACACAUCAAGAGGCAGUCAGCGCCCUGCUUCGGCCCUGCCUAGAGCUGUCUCUGCUUGUGCGGAGAGACCCGCCACCCCCGGGCAUGCGGGAACUGUGCAUCCAGAAGGCCCCAGGGGAGAAGCUGGGCAUCAGCAUUCGUGGAGGUGCCAAGGGCCACGCAGGGAACCCCUGCGACCCCACGGAUGAAGGCAUCUUCAUCUCCAAGGUGAGCCCCACAGGGGCAGCAGGGCGUGAUGGCCGGCUGCGUGUGGGGCUACGGCUACUGGAGGUGAACCAGCAGAGCCUGCUGGGCCUGACGCAUGGGGAGGCCGUGCAGCUGCUGCGCAGCGUGGGGGACACCCUUACUGUGCUGGUCUGUGAUGGCUUCGACACCAGCACCACCACAGCCCUAGAGGUAUCCCCAGGCGUCAUUGCCAACCCCUUUGCGGCAGGCAUCGGCCACCGGAAUAGCCUGGAAAGCAUCUCGUCCAUUGACCGGGAACUGAGCCCCGAGGGCCCGGGCAAGGAGAAGGAGCUGCCUGGACAGAGCCUGCACUGGGGGCCGGAGGCCACAGAGGCUGCAGGCCAGAGUCUGGAGCCCCUGAAGCUGGACUACCGUGCCCUGGCCGCCGUGCCCAGCACUGGCAGCAUGCAAAGGGUGCCAUCUGGGACAGCUGGAGGGAAGAUGGCUGAGGCCCCCUGUUCCCCCAGUGGCCAGCAGACAAAACCGGGGGUGAUCCAGCCAUUGGCUCAGGCCUGGCCAAGGGGCUCCCCGGCCCCCAGGGGCAGAGGUGGUCCCCACUGCCCGCCUUCCCCACCAUCCUUGGAUGAGCUACCCACCAACGUGAAGCAGGCCUACAGGGCCUUCGCUGCUGUGCCCGCCCCGCACCCUCCCCACGACACCUCUGCCCAGACCCCCACGCCUGGGCCCACGGCCUCCCCGGAGCAGCUAUCCUUCCGUGAGCGGCAGAAGUACUUUGAGCUGGAGGUGCGGGUGCCUCAGGCCGAAGGCCCCCCCAAGCGCGUGUCCCUGGUUGGUGCUGAUGACUUGCGGAAGAUGCAAGAGGAAGAAGCCCGCAAGCUGCAGCAGAAAAGAGCGCAGAUGCUGCGGGAGGUGGUGGCAGCUGGGCCAGAGGCGUGGCUGGCCGUGGACGGGGAGGCCCCAGACGAGGAGGAGCAGGAGGAUGGCCUGGCGCAGGACCCUGCCAGAGGGCACAGCCCGGUGUCCCCCCCACCCCUGGGAGGCAGCGUCCCAGUGCGGACAGCCAAAGCUGAGCGGCGCCACCAGGAGCGGCUACGUGUGCAGAGCCCCGAGCCACCGCUGCCUGAGCGGGCCCUGUCCCCUGCCGAGCGCCGUGCCCUGGAGGCGGAGAAGCGGGCGUUGUGGAGGGCGGCCAGGAUGAAGUCCUUGGAGCAGGAUGCCCUCCGGGCACAGAUGGUCCUGAGCAAGUCCCAGGAUGGCCGGAGCAAGCGGGGGCCCCUGGAGCGGCUGGCCGAGGCCCCUUCUCCUGCGCCCACCCCUUCACCCACCCCCUUAGAAGACCUUGGUCCCCAGACCAGCACCUCCCCUGGACGCCUGCCCUUGUCUGGAAAGAAGUUUGACUACAGGGCGUUUGCAGCCCUCCCUUCUUCCAGACCUAUCUGUGACAUCCAGUCACCGGACUUUGCUGAAGAGCUGAGGUCCCUGGAACCAUCUCCCAGCCCUGGCCUGCAGGAGGAGGAUGGAGAGGUGGCCCUGGUGCUUCUGGGAAGGCCCUCGCCCGGGGCAGUGGGCCCCGAAGACGUGAGGCUGUGCAGCAGCCGCCGCCCCAUGCGGCCAGGGCGCCGUGGCCUGGGACCUGUACCCUCCUAGAGGGGUGGGUACUUCCCCUGACUUGGGGUGGGGGCCCUGCCAGCUCUAACCCCACCCUUGCCCCGAGUCUUUUAACUUGGAUGUUAGCAUUUUAAAGAGCCCCCUCAAGAGUUCUGGCCUCUGACUAACUGCCCCUCCCCCCAGCCAGGAUCUCUUGGCGAGACUGUAACUAGUGAUGUUUGUACAACCAAAGACUCUAUUUUGUGGUUUAAGGAGAAUAAAGUUGACUACGUUUUA